UAUUCCCUGAGUAUCACAGUGAACAGUUCCUGUGGGCUUGGAGUGAGAGUUUGUCUGCAUGAUCACAUGCUACUGCUAACUAUUAUGGCUUCAAAUGAAACUUAUGUGAUUUGGGAAAUACUUAAACCUAUUGAUGUUGAGAAGCUCAUCCUGGCGUUCUCCUUGUCCAUAUUAAUUGGUCUGCUCAUCGGGAUCUUGAUUUUCCUCCUCCUUACAUGGAUGUCAAGACGGAGAGCUUCGGUCAGGAUCGCCGGAGGUCAAAACCAAUCAUCAGAAUCCAGGGGCUCACGUAACCAGCACUGCCACCUCAGACACUACAAGAGUCACGGCUUCGACAAGAACAGCGAAUCUGUGGGAAGAGUGGUUUUAAACCUUCACAGACAGACUUCUGUAGACCCCAAUGAGCUGCUGGGUAGAAGCCCCAGCUUCCAGAACUCCACGUUUCGGCUGCCAAAAAAAAAGUCUAACAAGACUGGUGAUCAAACAGAGAAUGAAAGCCAAACUGCAUCACUUCCUAACAACACAGAUCCAUUUAGUGCAGAACCAGCGGAGUCCUUCUGGCUGGGGAAGGGCAGUCUAAGAGGUUUUCUACCCAGACAGACUCCACCACCUGCUUAUGACAGUGUCAUCCACAUCUCUCAAGAGUCCUGUACCUGACAGCACUGUGAUAACAGAUAAAGGACUUGCAAAGCAUCGUAUAUAAAUCCCAAAACACGGAUUAAAGGUGACAAAUAGGAAAAAAUAUAACUGAAAGCCUUGCUCUGAUUUGACAGGAUCUGAUUUAUGCUGUACUAACACUCAUUUGCAUUACUUUCAUUGGUGGUAACACACUAUUAGUAUGGUGCAUUAACUCACAUUUACAAACAAUAAGCAAUACAUUUAAUAGUAAUUAUUAAUUACAACUGUUCAUUGUUAGAUCAUGUGCCCUCUGGAUUUUAUGCAUUAACAUAACAUUUAUGCAUUAAGCAGACACCUUUAUCCAAAGUGCCUUACAAAGGUGGAACAAGGAAUUCGUCAAAAAGUCAACAAUACACAAUGACAAGCUUAUCAGAUAACUAGGAUGUAUAAGCAAAUGCUUUAAUUAACAUUAACUAAGAUUAAUAAUUGCAGUCUAUAAGUAUUUUUCAUUGUUAGUUCAAUGUAUUUAAUCAAUGUUAACAAAGUAAACCUUAUUGGGACCUUAUUGAUCCUGAA
Molecule: messenger RNA, 1194 nt
Organism: Carassius gibelio (silver crucian carp)
Lineage: Eukaryota; Metazoa; Chordata; Actinopteri; Cypriniformes; Cyprinidae
Product: myc target protein 1 homolog
Exons: 2
Coding region: 67-657 (196 amino acids)
Cellular component (GO): nucleoplasm
Source: RefSeq, a predicted model, not a curated record